Messenger RNA from Camelus dromedarius (Arabian camel), 603 nucleotides. Its product is annotated as homeobox protein Hox-A13-like. Gene Ontology annotation, molecular function: ice binding. The record is from RefSeq and is a predicted model, not a curated record. The coding region runs from base 1 to 603 and encodes 200 amino acids. Lineage: Eukaryota; Metazoa; Chordata; Mammalia; Artiodactyla; Camelidae. The transcript has a single exon.
AUGGGGAGGGGAAGAGCACACACGAGCACCCACCCUGGCGCGGAGAUCCGGCACCGCGGAAUGGAGCCCCACGCGCGCACACUGCUGGGAUUAAGACGGAUCACAUGGGGAGGGCCGGGGGCGAGGAAGGAGAGGCUGGGCGGCCGAUGUCAGUGCCACCAGCCGCGCCUUGGCGUCCCCGGCGGCGGAGAGACGGCCGCCGCUGCUGCUGCAGCUGCUGCCUCCGCUGCUGCUGCUGCUGCUGCCGCCGCCGCCGCCGCCGCCGCUGCCGCUGCCGCUGCCACUGCUUCCCCACACCGAGCGCCGCCGCUGAUCCGCAGCCGCCGGAGACGUCCCGCCGCCGCGCUCGCCUGCGCUCGCCUCUGCCUCCCCGCGUCGCUCCUACACUCACACAGCACAGCCGCGGAGCUCGGCAGACACAGUCCCGGACGCAACCUACCCUCCGCUGCCGCCGCCGCCGCCUCCGCCGCCGCUCCCGCCUCCGCCUCCUCCCCUUCCUCCUCCCGGCCCCCGCCUCUAGCGCUCCGGCAGCCACCUCCUCCCCGCGGAGCCCGCCCCCUGCGCCCCGCCCCGACGUUGGAGCUGCAGGUGUUCAUUGGCUAA